ACACCUCUAUCAUGGGCUGCGGAAAAAGGGCAAUUAGAGAUUGUGAAACUAUUACUAGUGAAUAACGCGGACUCUAACUCGACGGAUAGUCAAGGUCGAACACCAUUAUCAUGGGCUGCAGACAAAGGAGAAUCGGAGAUUGUGAAGCUCCUACUUAAAAAGAAUGCCAAACCUGACUUAAGUGAUAGAAAUGGACGAACACCUCUAUCAUGGGCCGCAGAAAAAGGACAUCCAGAGAUUGUGAAACUAUUACUAGUGAAUAACGCGGACUCUAACUCGACGGAUAGUCAAGGUCGAACACCAUUGUCAUGGGCAGCAGAACGUGGCCAUGAGAGCGUCGUAAAUGUUCUCAUUGAG
Messenger RNA from Talaromyces proteolyticus, 357 nucleotides. Its product is annotated as ankyrin repeat protein. The transcript has a single exon. Gene Ontology annotation, biological process: regulation of gene expression. The annotation marks the transcript as partial. The record is from RefSeq and is a predicted model, not a curated record. NCBI's taxonomy places the organism in Eukaryota, Fungi, Ascomycota, Eurotiomycetes, Eurotiales, Trichocomaceae. Gene Ontology annotation, molecular function: protein binding. Gene Ontology annotation, cellular component: nucleus.